This is a messenger RNA of Zerene cesonia (dogface butterfly), 2992 nucleotides long. Its product is annotated as probable ATP-dependent RNA helicase CG8611. Bases 107 to 2938 code for a protein of 943 amino acids. Gene Ontology annotation, molecular function: ATP binding; nucleic acid binding. The transcript is spliced from 13 exons. Gene Ontology annotation, biological process: ribosome biogenesis. Lineage: Eukaryota; Metazoa; Arthropoda; Insecta; Lepidoptera; Pieridae. Gene Ontology annotation, cellular component: nucleus. The record is from RefSeq and is a predicted model, not a curated record.
GACAUACACAACCUGUGGGAAUUUGUAAACAAAGUGUGACAGCGUGGAUAUAACCUCCUUUACCUUUAGAGUUCUGGCCUGAAAGCAUAUUCUUUAUUCUUAAAAAAUGGAAGAUUUACAACUUAAUAUAACAACAACGAAAAAAAAAAAUAAUGGUAAAAAUAAACCAAUUCAAAAUAAUGUUAAUGAAUAUAAGUUUGUUUCUAAACCAAACUAUUCGGGGAAGAUAAUGGCGAGAAAACGUCCACAAAAUGCAAUUCCUAGAAAAUUUACGGAUAAAUAUACAGACAAUUCUGGAUCGAAGAUUCAAAACCCAGAGAGUCCUGCUAAGAAAAGUAAUGAUCUCGAGAUAAAUUUACGUGAUCUCGCGGAAAAUAAAGGAAAGUUCCAAGGGAAAAAUUACCAAGAAGUUACUGAUGAGAUGGUGAUAAAACAAAAACAGAGGAGCGGAGGCUGGAUAUCAUCACUGUUUAAAAAUAACCCAGACGUCCCUCGAAUUGGCCAAAAAGCAGUAAAGCCCAUUGUAGAAAAAGUGUUCGCUGGUACAACAUUUGCGGACUUGAAUAUUCAUCCUCACAGCAUUGCAAAUCUUAAACAAAAUUUGAACUUAAGUGAAUUAAUGACAGUCCAGCAGAAGGCUAUUCCUAUUAUUUUGCAAGGAAGAGAUGUUUUAAUCAGGUCCCAAACAGGUUCUGGGAAAACUUUAGCAUAUGCAUUACCCGUUAUUGAAGGCUUACAGGCUAUAAGACCGAAAAUAAAUCGGCACAAUGGUAUAAGAGCAGUGGUAGUUGUACCCACUAGAGAACUUGCCGUGCAAACAUAUGAGCUAUUUGUUAAGCUUACAAAGCCAUUCAUAUGGAUUGUCCCUGGACUGCUUAGUGGUGGACAAAAGAGAAAAGCUGAAAAGGCUAGGUUACGGAAAGGCCUGAGUAUAUUAGUAGGCACACCAGGCCGAAUAAAUGACCACUUAAGGCACACUCAUUCCUUAAAUUUUGCUAAAACAGGAUGUUUAAUAUUAGAUGAGGCAGAUAGAUUAUUAGAUAUGGGUUAUGAAAAAGAUGUGGCAGCAAUAGUUAAAGCUAUCGAAGAUCAUAAGAAAGCCGCCACAUAUGACCCGAUGGCCUUAGUCAAACAAACUAUUAAAAAAGAUCCACCAGAAAAAGACGAAAGCUUAGAGGAUCAAUCAAAUAAAGAGGAAACUGAUUCAAAACAUCCUCUAACUGACAUAUUUUUAUCUAAGGAAAGGCAAACCAUAUUGUUAUCAGCAACAUUAACUAAGGCCGUUGAAAAUUUGGCUGGAAUAACAAUGAAAGAACCCGUUUUCGUCGACACAUCGGAUGGUAAAGUGCUUGUAGCUGAUUCACUUAAACCAAAUAAUGAACAAAAAGUUGCAAAAAUUAAUGACGAAAUGAAAAAAGUUAAAAGUGAUAAACCUGCUGUUACUGAAGAUACUAAACAAACAAUUAAUAAUGAAUCAGCUACCAAAAAGGAAGAAACGACGGUCAAAAGUAGAGGAGGUCUUAAAGCUUUUAAUGGGUCCGAUCAUCCUGAUAUAUUUAAAGAUGUUGUAAAGGCAGAAAAUAGCGAAAAACAAGCAAUCACAAACAAUGGCAUUGAUGACAGCGACAGUGACUCUGAUUAUGAGUACUUUAAAGUACAAAAUGAAAUAAACGUGAAGAAUGCUGUUGAAGAAGUAAAAGAAGAAAAAGAUGAAAAGAAAGAAAUAGCAGAGCCACAGAUUAGUAUGUUUGAAAACGCUCUUAAAACAGCCAUCGUUGAAGAUGAACUUGUUCUACCAGCGACAGUUAACCAAACCUUCCUCGUUGUACCCAUGAAGUUGAGACUUGUGUCUCUAUGCUCUCUUAUAGUUGAACAUUGUAUAUUAAAUAAAAAAGGCGGGAAAAUGAUUGUGUUCAUGGCAACAUUGGAGAUGGUUGACUAUUUUUCAGAACUAAUUGAAACCGUAUUAACUGGUAAAGACGUUAAAAAACGUAAACAAGAGAAAAUUAAAAAUGAUAUUAAAGCUAAAAAGAGGAAAACGGAAGGAGGCGAUGGAGAUGAGAAGGAAUCGUCAGAAGAUUCAGGUUCGGAAUUUGAAAUAGACUAUGAAGCUCCAGCCGAAGGAGGUCUUAUGCAAAUGGAUGUGGAUGUAUUCAGUUUGCACGGCUCGAUGCCGCAUGAGCAGAGGAUGGAAGUUUUCAAGCAAUUCCGUACUGCUCGGAGGGGAGUGUUGUUUUGUACGGACGUAGCGGCAAGGGGAAUAGAUGUACCGCGCGUGGAUCUUGUAUUACAGUACUGUGCACCCGCCUCGGCUACAGACUACGUGCACAGGGUUGGACGCACAGGCCGGGCGGCCCAAGUUGGCGCUGCCAUAAUGUUCCUGCUGCCGAGUGAAACCGAGUUUGUUAGGCAUUUGGAACAAAAAAGGAUCAGGUUGCGCCAAACGGACGAAUCGAAGGUUCUGGAAGCUUUGCGCACGGUGGCGCCGAACGCGGCGAGCGUGCAGCGAGCGGCCAUCGCGGUGCAGGCGAAACUGGAGCAUACCGCUCACUCUUCCAAGGAUUGGCUGGCACGGGCUAGCAGGGCGUUCACAUCCUGGGUGCGUUUCUAUUCCGGAUAUCCCCGAGACGUUAGACCCUAUCUAGAUGCCAGACACUUGCAUCUAGGACACGCGGCGAAAGCGUUCGCCCUACGCGAGACGCCCGCAGCUCUCGCGAAACGGGCCAGGUCUGAUCCUAACUUGAAGAGGGAAAAACCCAUGAACAGAUUGUCUGUGAAGGAUGAAGAACAAAAGAAGAGACCAGGAUUCCCUAAAAUGAAGCCCGGCGCUUUCGCAACCCGAAUAGCCAAUAAACAGAGUUCGAUGCACACAGCUAGUGAGUUUGACAGUGGGUUGCCGCCCGUCGAUACUUAUACUAGGAAGAAGAAAAAUAAAUAAUGUGUUAUAAUAAUUCUAUAAAUUUAAUUAAGACUGUUACAGCAAUUGGGACAU